AUGAAGUCAUUGCCGCCGGCAUUCGUUCCCGAUGAACUCGUUACAGAUGUGUUAUCACGUCUUGCAUUAAAGCCGCUUAUGCGAUUCAGAUGUGUGCGUAAGUCAUGGAAUUCACUCAUCUCCGAUCCCACCUUCGUUAAAUUAAUCCUUCAUAGAUCUUCACAAUAUGAUUAUUUCACGCUUGUAAGUGCUAUUGAUUUUAGUGUAUCAUCCUUCACCUUUUAUCCUUUCUUAAAAAACUUUCCAAUCAGUUUCACCCUUCCUAAGGAACCUUACUAUCAAUUAAAUAAUGCUGUUGGCUGUUGCAAUGGAUUGCUAUGUAUGGUAGGCUCUUCUUGGCUUAAUGGGAAUAUUGAGAGCUGGUUUUGCACUUGGAAUCCGAUCACAAGGACAAUGUCACCAAGAUUUGGUUCUUUUUACGACGAUCUAACUACCCGUUUUAAUUUCACUUUUGGUUGUGAUAAAUCAAACAACACAUAUAAGGUGGUGACGGUAACGAGAACAAAUGUUAGGGUUUUCAGUUUGCUAGAUAAUGCUUGGAGAGAUUUUCAAACUCCUAUCGGGGCUCAUUAUUUUCCAAUGACGAAGGUUGUGUAUAUGAAUGGUAGUGUUAAUUGGUUAGCGUUUCACCAUCACUUUGGUCCUACUGACAAGCCAUCUUUGAUUAUUUCACUUGAUUUGGGUACCGAGACACAUACUCAGUUCCGGCCUCCUCGGGGUUUGGAUAUAGGAUCAUUUGUUACACCAAAUCUAAGUGUGUUAAAUGGCUCUCUUUGUUUUUCUCAUGAUUUCCAACAAACUCAUUUCCUUAUAUGGAAAAUGAAGGAAUUUGGAGUUGAAGACUCUUGGCCUCAGUUCCUCAAAAUUAGUUAUAAUAAUCUCAAAAUAGAUUAUCCGGUUAAUAGAUUCAACGUUUGUUUGUUACCGUUAUGUUAUUCGGAGAAGAAUGACACACUAUUAUUGAAAUACGAAGAAGGAUCAAUUCUCUAUUAUGGGAAAGAUAACACACUAGAGAAAAUUAGUGGCCCUUGGUUGUACACUUGCACGAAUUAUGUUGAAAGUUUGGUAUCCUAUUGUUGA
This is a messenger RNA of Vicia villosa (hairy vetch), 1080 nucleotides long. RefSeq names its product F-box/kelch-repeat protein At3g23880-like. The record is from RefSeq and is a predicted model, not a curated record. The transcript has a single exon. NCBI's taxonomy places the organism in Eukaryota, Viridiplantae, Streptophyta, Magnoliopsida, Fabales, Fabaceae. Gene Ontology annotation, molecular function: protein binding. The coding region runs from base 1 to 1080 and encodes 359 amino acids.